Molecule: messenger RNA, 873 nt
Organism: Amphiprion ocellaris (clown anemonefish)
Lineage: Eukaryota; Metazoa; Chordata; Actinopteri; Pomacentridae
Exons: 3
Coding region: 220-873 (217 amino acids)
Source: RefSeq, a predicted model, not a curated record
CUUGAAGACAAACUUUUGGAAAGCAAAGACCUGAAGAGGAAACUUUGGAGAACGAACCACCUGAGGAGGAAACCUUUGGAAACCAAAGACCUGAAGAGGAAACUUCGGAGGAGGAAGACCUGAAGAGGAAACCUUCGGCCAAAGAACACCUGAAGAAGAAGACAUUUGUAAACCGACUCUUGUUGGAUCCUUGAAUCAAGGCUACUUGAAGACCUGGAAAUGGACUUCAGACUCGUGGACAUCGAGGGACCUGUGGGAGCUGCCCCGGAGGUGCACCGUGACGCUGCUGGGUUUGUGGACUACGUCGUGGAGCGUCCCGCCAACGGCCUCCCGGAGCUCAUCUGGAUCAUUGAUGAUGACGACCGUGUCGUCGUCUUCAAUGAUUCGGAUGAGUCUUCCGAGGAAGAAGACUCGGAAGACGACUGGAGCACCAGCGAAGACUCCGGCUACGGCAGCCUGGACGAGGAUGAAGAAGACCCGGAGGACGGCGAAGAAGAGGACAUCCGACCUCGCUCCCCCCUGGUCCAGCGGCUCCCCCCUCCUGCUGGUGCUCCAGUCAUCGCUGCUCCCGCUGCUCCCCCACAGGAGGACCUUGCUCUCCACAUCAUCUCCUUCCCAAAGAGGCCCCGGGAGGAGAGCGAUGUGGAGGCACAGGUAGGUACGAAGAGGCAGCGGACCAGUGAAGAGGACAACCAGCAGCCAGGACCAUCUACAUCCGGUGCCACAAACCACAGCGCGUCCGGUCCCUCCACGUCAGGCCUGAGCUCCUCUGUGACCAGUGGAAACUGGUUCAGGCCUUUUUGGAGUCCAGAUGAUAGUCAGCGCUCCACUUCAGACGCCCCUGCCUCCAACAGCACCCUCUCCAGCCACUGA